CAAGAUUAAGCAUUUAAACACAUUUCGAAAGCCGGGCACUCCAGAGGUACCCCUGUUGCUGAAACGAUAACAAAGUGAAGAUGUUUUAUCAGUUCGUGGUGUUGUUGGUUCUUGGUGCUGUCGCCGCACAGAAGAAGCCCAACAUCAUCGUAAUCGUUGCAGACGACAUGGGGUUCAACGAUGUAGGUUUUCACGGUAGCAACGAGAUCCCCACCCCCAACAUAGACGCGUUGGCCUACAACGGGGUGAUCAUGAACAGCCACUACACCCAGGCCCUUUGCACACCCUCCAGAUCGGCGUUCCUCACCGGGAAGUACCCCAUCCACCUUGGAAUGCAACAUCUGGUCAUUCUCGAACCCGAGCCGUGGGGAUUACCACUAAACGAGACUCUUUUACCGCAACAUCUGAAGAGAAACGGCUAUGUGACACACGCUAUAGGCAAAUGGCAUCUCGGUUUCUUCAAAAAAGAGUACACCCCGACCUACAGAGGGUUCGACAGCCAUUUCGGCUACUGGCAAGGCCUACAAGACUACUAUAAACACACAGUGCGAGCCACGUACACACCGGAAUACGGGUACGACAUGCGGCGUAACAUGACGGUAGAUUGGAGUGCCCAAGGCAAAUACUCGACCACGCUCUUCACCGAAGAAGCUGUGCGUCUGAUUCGCGAACACAAUACUGAGAACCCUAUGUUCAUGUACCUGGCGCAUUUGGCACCUCAUUCCGGGAACGACGAAGACCCGCUUCAGGCUCCGGAUGAAGAGAUUGCGAAGUUUGGGUACAUCGCGGACCCGGAAAGGAGGAUUUAUGCUGCUAUGGUUUCUAUGUUGGAUAGGAGCGUGGGGAGCGUGAUUGCGGCCCUUCGCGACAAACACAUGCUGGAGAAUUCGAUUAUUCUUUUCAUGAAUGAUAAUGGGGCCAAACCUGACGGGAUACAUGCUAAUCAUGGGUCGAACUAUCCUCUGAGAGGGAACAAGAACUCUCCCUGGGAAGGUGCAAUGAGAGGAGUCACCGCUAUUUGGAGCCCGCUUAUCAAGAAACCCCAAAGAGUGUCCAACUCUCUGAUGCACAUUUCCGACUGGAUCCCGACUUUCUUCACAGCUGCCGGACUCAACAAAUCCGAAUUGCCACCAAUGGACGGCAUCGACAUGUGGGAGUCCAUUUCAGAAGGAGCAGAAAGCCCGAGAAUCGAACUUCUUCACAACAUCGACGACAUUGAUAGUUACGCUGCGAUUCGUAGAGGCCAGUGGAAGUACCUCUAUGGCUCCACCACCGGUGGCAAAGGAGACGCUUGGUACGGCUCAAAUGGCCGCAACAAAGAGUAUACCUACGACGAAAAAGCAGUAUUAACCUCCCAAGUCGGCUCCACCCUUGCCGGAUUCACCACCUACCAACAAAUCCAAGAAAAAACCUCCAAGAAACUCAGCGACAACUCCUUCACGCGAAAACUCCUCGACGACGAGAUCAUCAGAAGCCUGCGCCACUCCGCCGAAGUCAAAUGCCCCAAAGUCAACUUCGACGACCUCAACGAAAACAAGAGGUGCAACCCCUUGGAGUCCCCGUGCUUGUUCAACCUCCACGAGGACCCCUGCGAGCAAAUCAAUCUCGCCAGCGAGAGACCCAUGAUUGUGCUGAACAUGGAGCGAGCUCUGGACAGAUUGAGGAAGACUGCUUUGCCCAUCAGAAACAUCCCGAGGGACCCCAACGCCGACCCGGCUAAGUGGAAUAACACGUGGACGAACUGGCAAGACUACGAAGUUGUGAAGAAGGAGAAGAUUACGCACAACACGCUGUCGCCGCUGGCCAUCGGGCUGAUUUCAGCUGCGUGUCUUGCUUUCGUCGUUGUUAUUAUUAUUUUGGUGACGCUGUCGGUGAAGACUUCUGCGAUGAAGAAGAAGGCGAACACCGCGUUCUUUGAUGAGUCGCUGGAGCAGUGCACGACGCAUAUAAACGGGAAGUCGCAGCAUUUUGAGGAUAGGGAGUUGCAAGUUAGAGACAGUAUUAGAAAUGCUUUUAGGACGGUGGAGUAAGCGACAGACCGGCUUUUGUAAUGAAAGUCUGGUUUUGUUGAUGUGAUGUAAGCCAGUUUCGGUUGUUUCUUAUAGAAAUCUCUUCAAACUGCCUCUAGGAGUAAGCUGUUGUACAUAUUUAUUUAAUUUAAUUGUAAUAUAGUGAUUUUUAAUUUAAUAAAAAUGUUUUUAUGAAA
This is a messenger RNA of Zophobas morio, 2206 nucleotides long. RefSeq names its product arylsulfatase B-like. The record is from RefSeq and is a predicted model, not a curated record. The coding region runs from base 81 to 2030 and encodes 649 amino acids. The transcript is spliced from 5 exons. Lineage: Eukaryota; Metazoa; Arthropoda; Insecta; Coleoptera; Tenebrionidae.